GAUGCUGCAAAAUUGUUAAUUGGUUAUUGAUAUUGGUCAUUUGAACAGUUUAUAUUUUAUUGUGAGUGGUAGAGUUGAUUGGUUUGCGGAGUCAACUCCUAAUUCGACCACGAAUUAUCACACUCCAGCAUCGAUUGGUGACGAUGAAAUUAAUGAUGAGGAGUACAUUCCAUCAACAGAGUCUGAUGAGGAUGGGGAGGAGGAAGAAGAAGCUGAUGAGCGGGAGUCAGUUCGAGUGGAUUAUGGGACAUUUGCAGAGCAUAUUGCUUGGAUACGCCGGGAGGGGGGAAUUGGCGAGCUUAUGUCCAUGAUAAUGCAAACGAACCUACGAGGUCUAGCUGAAGAUAUAGGCCAAGAAGCGGCGCAGGAGAUGAGCAAUUGGUUAGUUCCUGUUAUCCCAGAAGAUUUCUCAGUGAAUCUUUUUGCUGGUAAACUUGAUGACAUACCAGAUCCUGAUGAGCUAAGCGAAGGUUCGAUGUUCGAAAGUAAAGAACUGCUUAAGAUAGCUGUAGGCUUAUGGCAUUUGGAUCGUCGAGCCGAAUUCAUCAUUCCUCGAUCUGACUUGGAUAGGAUUACGUUCAAAUGCAAAUAUCGGACUCAGUGUCCAUUUCAGUUACGAGCCACUCAGCAGGGAUUUUUUUGGUUUAUUCGAAAGUUCGGUCCUGCCCAUACUUGCAUUGCGGACCUGGUAAAUACUGGCGUGCGAAAGGUUCAUGCUCGAGUCAUUGCAGCGCAUAUUGCAAAGAAAAUACGUGAGGAUGGUGAAAUUGUGAAGCCGAGGUCUAUUUAGCCGACUUGCAGAGGGAAUAUGGUGUCAAGAUCAGUUAUAGUGUAGCAAUGCGUGCCCGUAAUGGUGCUGUGGAGAUGAUUUAUGGGGGGCAUAAAGAAUCUUAUUCAUUACUCCCCGGCUAUUUGCACAUGUUGCGGACGUGUAAUCCCAGAUCGUUGACGGACUUGGAAAUUGAUUGUGAUGGUAGGUUCAAGCACCUUUUCGUGGCACUCGGUUCAUGUAGAGUUGCAUACAUUAUGUGCUUAAGGCCAAUAAUUGUGGUAGAUGGCACACACUUGAAGGGUCGUAACAAAGGUAUCUUGUUUGUUGCAGUCACGAAGGAUGGCAACGAACAAGUCUUCCCCCUGGCAUUCGGCAUUGGUCCUAUAGAGAAUGAUGAAUCAUGGACGUGGUUUUUGUCUCAUUUGAAGAUGGCUUAUGGUGAGAAUCCUGAGAUGUUGAUUAUUUCGGACGUACAUGUUAGCAUAGGGAACGCUGUGAAUUCGGUAUUUCCUGGUGUAUCACAUGGUUUGUGCUACUACCAUCUACUCAACAAAAUCACUCGAUUUGGCAAGGCAGCAGUUGCGCUAUAUCAGAAAGCUGCUUUUGCAUAUAGAGAAAGUGAGUUUCAUGCUACGAUGGCAAGCUUAAAGGCUCUUAGGGAAGAAGGUGGAGCUUAUUGCAAAUUGAUGCAGGUUGGCCCAGAAAAAUAGGCAAGGUGUAAGUGCCCUGUUCGACGCUAUAGUUUUCUCACAUCAAAUAUUGCCGAAUCGUUCAAUUCUCGUUUGUUGUGGGCAAGAAGGCUGCCUAUAUGCUCCAUGGUUGAGGCAAUCCGUCACAUCAUAGAGAAAUGGUUUGAUGAAAGACAUGAAGCUGCAAAGUCAUUUUCUGCUUAUGUUACACCGGAGGCGCUACGCAAGCUCACUGUUGAAUUGGAGAGAUCACGGAGAUAUGAGGUCGUUGCCAUGUCCCCAUCUAUUUUCAAGGUUAAGAGUUCCAACAAAACAUUCAAAGUGAAUCUAGAAACGCAAUCGUGCACUUAUGUGAAGUGGGAUAUGAACAUGGUACCAUGUUCGCAUGCAGUUGCAGCCAUCAGGCAUAUAGGUGAUGAUAUAUCUAAGCACGUUGGGGAUUAUUAUCAAGCUGCAAAACUACGUGAGGCGUACUCCUAUCGAGUCAAUUCAGUACCGCCACUUGCUUCAUGGAUGAUUCCUGCAAAUAUUCAAGGUCUUGUCAUUGAUCUUCCUAAAAUAGGUCGACAAUCUGGACGUCCGAAGACUACACGCCAUCGAGGACCAACUGAGAGAACUACACAAAGACAAAGAGCUGGAUCAGAGAAUGCUCCUUCGAGUAGCACCAAUCGUGCCCCAAGAACAUGUAGUUUGUGUGGAUUUGAAUCGCACACUAGAGACAUAUGUCCUUAUUUGGUGAGCAUUGACUGAUAUAUUGGAGGAUGGUUGUUAUCCUCAACUUUAUCCAAGUUAUCUGCAUUUCAUUAAUUGUAAGUGACAUAUCUUUGAUUUCCGGAUUAAUAUUUAUAUUUGUGCAAUUAUUAGG
Salvia miltiorrhiza (redroot sage) is the source of this 2326-nucleotide messenger RNA. RefSeq lists its product as uncharacterized. The transcript has 2 exons. Lineage: Eukaryota; Viridiplantae; Streptophyta; Magnoliopsida; Lamiales; Lamiaceae. The coding region runs from base 1588 to 2211 and encodes 207 amino acids. Gene Ontology annotation, molecular function: zinc ion binding. The record is from RefSeq and is a predicted model, not a curated record.